Messenger RNA from Punica granatum (pomegranate), 2055 nucleotides. The record is from RefSeq and is a predicted model, not a curated record. Lineage: Eukaryota; Viridiplantae; Streptophyta; Magnoliopsida; Myrtales; Lythraceae.
AUUGGGCGACCCUUGCUUCUCACCCUGAAGAGUGAAGACAGCACAAAGAGAAAUUAAAGGGAAGCCAAGAAGAAGAGGAAGAAGCCUCUCUCCUCCGACAUGGCGGAUCAUCAUCGUCAUCAGCGGCAUCCCUGGCUCUCGAUCUCAGCAGUGUCUCUGAGUCUGGUGGUGAUCAUUGUAUCGGUGAUCGUGGUGAGGCUUUGGUGGAAGCCCAGAAGGACAGUGAGGCACUUCUCGAGGCAAGGGAUCAGAGGGCCCGCUUACCGGUUCUUCAUCGGCAACGCCAAGGAGAUCGAGAGGAUGAUGGUGAAGGCUUCCUCUCAGCCCAUCCUGCCUCCCUCCUCCCCUCACAACAUCCUCCCCAGGGUCCUCUCCUUCUACCACCACUGGAAGAAGAUCUAUGGUGCAACAUUUCUGGUAUGGUUUGGGCCCACAGCCCGUCUCACGGUCUCGGACCCGGACCUCAUUCGAGAAGUUCUCAUCUCAAAAGCGGAGUUCUACGAAAAGAUCGAGCCGCACCCGCUCGUGAAGGAGCUCGAAGGCGAUGGACUCCUCAGCCUCAAGGGAGAUAAAUGGGCUCAACACAGAAGAACUGUGGCUCCCACAUUCCUAAUGGAAAAUCUCAAACUGCUGUUGCCAGUGUUGUCAAAGAGUGUGGUCAACAUGUUGACCAAAUGGGAGGAAAAGUCAAAAUCAUGGGAAGAUGUAAUUGGAGUCGAAAUUGAGGUUUCUGAGUGGUUUGAAACCCUAAUGGAAGAUGUAAUCAGCAGAGUUGUGUUCGGAUCCAGCUUCUAUGAAGAGGGAAAGGCCAUCUUUCAGCUCCAAGCUCAACAAGCAGAUCUUGCUGCUCAGGCUUUCAAGAAAGUCUUCAUCCCUGGUUAUAGAUAUUUGCCCAUUAAGAGAAAUGUGCAAUCUUGGAAACUCUAUCGCGAAGUCAAGAGAUCCCUGACAAGGCUCGUCCACCGCCGCUGCAGAGAACAUAACGUGAGCAAGAGCAUCAACUACGACCCCGCCGACAAACCCUCACGAUACGCCACCGAAAACAAUAAUAGCGACAGUAAUAACAGUGACAGCAACGACGACAGAUGUCCAAAGGACUUGCUUGGGUUAAUGAUUGACCGAGGAUUAUGCUCCGGUAGCAUGACCGAACAGGAUGUCAUGGAGGAAUGCAAGACCUUCUUCUUCGCUGGGAAGCAAACGACUUCGAACCUGCUGACGUGGACGACCGUCCUGCUGGCUAUGCAUCCAGAGUGGCAGCAGCUGGCACGUGAGGAGGUGCUGACUGUGUGCGGGGCACGUGACUGCAUGCCCUCCAAGGACGACAUAGUGAGGCUGAAGAGGUUGAGCAUGAUCCUGAACGAAUCACUGAGGUUGUACCCGCCAGCAAUAGCGAUGAUCAGAAGGGCUAGAUGCAGUGUCAAUCUUGGUGGCUACAAGAUCCCGCGCGGAACUGAGCUCCUGAUCCCGAUCUUGGCCGUCCAUCAUGACCAGGUCUUAUGGGGGAGCGAUGCGACAGAGUUCAACCCAGCCCGGUUCUCGACGGACUCUGCAGGGCCGCGGAGCCGGCCUGGGGCACUCAUCCCAUUCGGGCUAGGGGUCCGGACAUGCAUAGGCCAAAACCUAGUCCUCCUGCAAGCAAAGCUCACACUUGCACUGAUGCUGCAAAAGUUCUCAUUCCAGCUGGCCCCUUCUUAUCAACAUGCGCCUACGGUUCUAAUGAUGUUGUAUCCACAGUUUGGCGCACCAAUCAUCUUCAGGCCCACAUGAGGUGCAAGUUGAGACUUGAGAGACAUAUAUAAUCGACAUAUCACUAUAUGUGUGUGUGCGCGCCUAUUUGGCUUUCUAUUGUUAUAUAUUGUAUGGAUUAAUACACAUAUAUACUUGUAGUAGGAUUGAUUAACUGCAUUUUGUGAGAGCAUAAACAAGGUUGGAAAGGUAUGACGACAAAUGUUGAGAAAAGAGAUCUAUAUCUAUAUAUAUAUACACACACACACACACAUAUAUAUAUAGGACAUGCAGUUAAAUUUUAUUGGAUCAUAUUCAGGUUUGCAAUUA